Molecule: messenger RNA, 375 nt
Organism: Prorocentrum cordatum
Lineage: Eukaryota; Dinophyceae; Prorocentrales; Prorocentraceae
Source: the annotation of a GenBank genome assembly
AUGGCCCCGCAGCUGCGGAGAGUGGCGGUGGGCGGUGGAGCCGCGAUGAGCUCCACCGAGGACCCUGCAGUAAGCCGCUUCCGAGGGCGAUCAUGGGUCGAGCCCUCCGAGGAGGACGCGGCAGAGCCAGGCCGCGCUGGUUCCACGUUCGGAAGACCUGCACGAAGGGCCCCGAUUGCGAGUUCUGCCACCUGGAGCACAAACGUACUGGCAAGCGGGGGCGGCAACGAGUCCAACGGACGUCCGCAGGCGGAGGAGAGCCGGGAUAUCGAGAUGGAGAAGCGGCAGGCCCUGCAGAGGGAGGUGCAGCAUCUCCAGGCUCUCGUGAAGGCGGAGUGCGACGCGAAGUUGCGGGCGCGGUUGGUUCCGCGGUGA